AUGAAUCCCGGGUUCAACUGUUACUUUCAGAAUGGAAUCAACACCAAUCCUGGUUACAGGACUGACCCCAAUCCUGGUUACUGGACUGACCCCAAUCCUGGUUACAGGACUGACCCCAAUCCUAGUUACAGGGCUGACCCCAAUCCCGGUUACUGGACUGACCCCAAUCCUGGUUACUGGACUGACCCCAAUCCUGGUUACUGGACUGACCCCAAUCCUGGUUACUCGACUGACCCCAAUUCUAGAUACAGGACUGACCCCAAUCCCGGUUACAGGAAUGACCCCAAUUGUGGUUACUGGACUGACCCCAAUCCUGGUUACAGGAAUGACCCCAAUCCUGGUUACUGGACUGACCCCAAUCCUGGUUACUUGACUGACCCCAAUCCUGGUUACUGGACUGGCCCCAAUCCUAGUUACUUGACUGACCCCAAUCCUGGUUACUGGACUGACCCCAAUCCUAGUUACUGGGUUGACCCCAAUCCUGAUUACAGGACUGACCCCAAUACUGGUUACUGGACUGACCCCAAUCCUAGUUACGGGGCUGACCCCAAUCCUGGUUACUGGACUGACCCCAAUGCUGGUUACUGGGCUGACCACAAUUCUGGUUACUGGACUGACCCCAAUGCUGGUUACUGGACUGACCCCAAUCCUGGUUACUGGACUGACCCCAAUCCUGGUUACUGGACUGACCCCAAUCCUGGUUACGGAGCUGACCCCAAGCCUGGUUACGGGGCUGACCCCAAGCCUGGUUACUGGACUGACCCCAAUGCUGGUUACUGGACUGACCCCAAUCCUGGUUACUGGACUGACCCCAAUCCUGGUUACUGGACUGACCCCAAUGCUGGUUACUGGACUGACCCCAAUGCUGGUUACUGGACUGACCCCAAUGCUGGUUACUGGACUGACACCAAUCCCGGUUACAGGAAUGACCCCAAUCCCGGUUACAGGAAUGACCCCAAUCCUGGUUACAGGACUGACCCCAAUCCUGGUUACAGGACUGACCCCAAUCCUGGUUACAGGACUGACCCCAAUCCUGGUUACAGGACUGACCCCAAUCCUGGUUACAGGACUGACCCCAAUGCUGGUUACAGGACUGACCCCAAUGCUGGUUACAGGACUGACCCCAAUGCUGGUUACUGGACUGACCCCAAUGCUGGUUACUGGACUGACCCCAAUGCUGGUUACUGGACUGACCCUGGUUACUGGACUGACCCCAAUCCUGGUUACAGGAAUGACCCCAAACCCGGUUACAGGAAUGACCCCAAUCGUGGUUACUGGACUGACCCCAAUCCUGGUUACAGGAAUGACCCCAAUCCCGGUUACAGGAAUGACCCCAAUCGUGGUUACUGGACUGACCCCAAUCCUGGUUACAGGAAUGACCCCAAUCCUGGUUACUGGACUGACCCCAAUCCUGGUUACUUGACUGACCCCAAUCCUGGUUACUGGACCUACCCCAAUCCUGAUUACAGGACUGACCCCAAUACUGGUUACUGGACUGACCCCAAUCCUGGUUACAGGAAUGACCCCAAUCCUGGUUACUGGACUGACCCCAAUCCUGGUUACUUGACUGUCCCCAAUCCAGGUUACUGGACUGACCCCAAUCCUAGUUACUUGACUGACCCCAAUCCUGGUUACUGGACUGACCCCAAUCCUAGUUACUGGUUGACUGACCCCAAUCCUGGUUACUGGACUGACCCCAAUCCUGGUUACUGGGCUGACCCCAAUCCUGAUUACAGGACUGACCCCAAUACUGGUUACUGGACUGACCCCAAUCCUAGUUACGGGGCUGACCCCAAUCCUGGUUACUGGACUGACCCCAAUGCUGGUUACUGGGCUGACCACAAUUCUGGUUACUGGACUGACCCCAAUGCUGGUUACUGGACUGACCCCAAUGCUGGUUACUGGACUGACCCUGGUUACUGGACUGACCCCAAUCCUGGUUACUGGACUGACCCCAAUCCUGGUUACAGGACUGACCCCAAUCCUGGUUACAGGAAUGACCCCAAUCGUGGUUACUGGACUGACCCCAAUCCUGGUUACAGGAAUGACCCCAAUCCUGGUUACUGGACUGACCCCAAUCCUGGUUACUUGACUGACCCCAAUCCUGGUUACUUGACUGACCCCAAUCCUGGUUACUGGACUGACCCCAAUCCUAGUUACUGGGCUGACCCCAAUGCUGGUUACUGGACUGACCCCAAUGCUGGUUACUGGACUGACCCCAAUGCUGGUUACUGGACUGACACCAAUCCCGGUUACAGGAAUGACCCCAAUCCCGGUUACAGGAAUGACCCCAAUCCUGGUUACAGGACUGACCCCAAUCCUGGUUACAGGACUAACCCCAAUCCUGGUUACAGGACUGACCCCAAUCCUGGUUACAGGACUGACCCCAAUGCUGGUUACAGGACUGACCCCAAUGCUGGUUACAGGACUGACCCCAAUGCUGGUUACUGGACUGACCCCAAUGCUGGUUACUGGACUGACCCCAAUGCUGGUUACUGGACUGACCCUGGUUACUGGACUGACCCCAAUCCUGGUUACAGGAAUGACCCCAAACCCGGUUACAGGAAUGACCCCAAUCGUGGUUACUGGACUGACCCCAAUCCUGGUUACAGGAAUGACCCCAAUCCCGGUUACAGGAAUGACCCCAAUCGUGGUUACUGGACUGACCCCAAUCCUGGUUACAGGAAUGACCCCAAUCCUGGUUACUGGACUGACCCCAAUCCUGGUUACUUGACUGACCCCAAUCCUGGUUACUGGACUGACCCCAAUCCUGGUUACUGGGCUGACCCCAAUCCUGAUUACAGGACUGACCCCAAUACUGGUUACUGGACUGACCCCAAUCCUAGUUACGGGGCUGACCCCAAUCCUGGUUACUGGACUGACCCCAAUGCUGGUUACUGGGCUGACCACAAUUCUGGUUACUGGACUGACCCCAAUGCUGGUUACUGGACUGACCCCAAUGCUGGUUACUGGACUGACCCCAAUGCUGGUUCUUUCUUUGUAGCACUGAAUAGUUCCAUCAUCGUCCUUCUUCUGAUCCAUCUGAUCCAUCAGAGGAAACAUGGCACUCUCGGGACAGGUAGCCGGAAUCGGUUCAGCCACCGGGCUUCUCCAUGCAUCGCGCAGACAGAGGUGAACACCUCUUGGGGAAGAGUGUAUGCUUCAUGA
This is a messenger RNA of Oncorhynchus tshawytscha (Chinook salmon), 3168 nucleotides long. Its product is annotated as extensin-2-like. Gene Ontology annotation, molecular function: hydrolase activity, hydrolyzing O-glycosyl compounds. Gene Ontology annotation, biological process: carbohydrate metabolic process. The transcript is spliced from 4 exons. Lineage: Eukaryota; Metazoa; Chordata; Actinopteri; Salmoniformes; Salmonidae. The coding region runs from base 1 to 3168 and encodes 1055 amino acids. The record is from RefSeq and is a predicted model, not a curated record.